AAAGAGCGCGCGGCCGGCGUCCGAGGCGGUUGGUAUUGGGAAGCUGGUGAAGCGCGAUUUAAGGCAAUUAUUUCCAGCCAGAGAAGGAAACCAGUGCUUGGCAUUCUCAUCAGCUUUCUACCUGCCAUGAUCAAGUGCUUGUCAGUUGAAGUCCAAGCCAAAUUGCGUUCUGGUUUGGCUAUAUGCUCCUUAGGCCAAUGUGUGGAGGAGCUUGCCCUCAACAGUAUUGAUGCUGAAGCAAAAUGUGUGGCUGUCAGGGUGAACAUGGAAACCUUUCAAGUUCAAGUGAUAGACAAUGGAUUUGGGAUGGGGAGUGAUGAUGUAGACAAGGUAGGAAAUCGUUAUUUCUCUAGUAAAUGCAACUCCAUACAGGACUUGGAGAACCCCAGGUUUUAUGGUUUCCGAGGGGAGGCCUUGGCCAGUAUAGCUGACGUGGCCAAUGCUGUGGAAAUUUCAUCCAAGACAAACAGGACAAUGAAAACUUUUGUGAAACUGUUUCAGAAUGGAAAAGCCCUGAAAGCUUGUGAAGCUGACUUGACUAGACCAAGUGCUGGGACAACAGUAACAGUGUAUAACCUAUUUUAUCAGUUACCUGUAAGGAGGAAAUGCAUGGAUCCCAGACUGGAGUUUGAGAAGGUUAGGCAGAGGAUAGAAGCUCUCUCACUCAUGCACCCUUCCAUUUCUUUCUCUUUGAGAAAUGAUGUUUUUGGUUCCAUGGUUCUUCAGCUCCCUAAAACCAAAGACAUAUGCUCCCGAUUUUGCCAAAUUUAUGGACUAGGUAAGUCCCAAAAGUUAAGAGAAAUAAAUUUUAAAUAUAAGGAGUUUGAGCUUAGUGGCUAUAUUAGCUCUGAAGCACAUUACAAUAAGAAUAUGCAGUAUUUGUUUGUGAACAGAAGGCUAGUUCUAAAGACAAAGUUGCAUAAACUCAUUGACUUUUUAUUAAGGAAAGAAAGUAUUAUAUGCAAGCCAAAAAACGGCUCUGCCAGUAGGCAGAUGAAUUCAAGUCCUCGGCUUCGGUCUCACCCAGAACUCCAUGGGGUGUAUGUAAUCAAUAUGCAGUGCCAAUUUGGUGAAUAUGAUGUGUGCAUGGAGCCAGCAAAAACCCUGAUUGAGUUUCAGAACUGGGAUACUGCUUUGGUUUGCGUUCAGGAAGGAAUAAAAAUGUUUUUAAAGAAAGAAAAAUUAUUUGUGGAAUUAUCAGGUGAGGACAUUAAGGAAUUUAGUGAAGAUAAUGAUUUUAGUUUAUUUAGUGCUACUCUUCAGAAGCAUGUGUUCUCUGAUGAAAAGUGUGACCAGGUCAGUUUCCAAGAAGCAUGUAAUAAUAUUUCGGAUUCCUAUGAAAUGUUUAGUUUGCAAUCAAAAGCUGUGAAAAGAAAAGCUGUAGAAAACAUAAGCACACAGAAUUCUAGGGAUUCGGAAGCUAACAGAAAAAAGACAAAUGAUUCAUUUUUGUACACUUGUGAAUCAGAUGACACAGGCCAUGGUAAAAUGACAGUAUUAUCUUUACAAAACAAAGCUAGCUCUUGCUCAGAAUCAAGGAUCUUAGAACAAGAGAGAGCUGAAGCAUCAGAAUCAGGAGAAAAGGAGAAACAUAAAAAAUCUUGUUUGGAGCUUAACUCUUCAGAAAAUCCAUGUGGAAGCAGUUCAGAAAUGUUUGCAAGCCCUUUUCAGACAUUAGAUCACUUUGAGGAGAGUGGAGAAGAUCAUGAAAUACAGAAAGUAAGUACCACUGUUAACAGCCUGGCUGCCACCGACAUCCUCAAAAAUAACAGAAUUCAGAAUCAACUAGAGACAUUGAAAGAGGCUACUGAAAGGGCAUGCCAACCUCUGCCUUUUGAGACAACAUUACUGAGAGUAUGUGGUGCUGAGGGAGAAGAAGAGGAAAGAAGAAAAGAACCUAGUAACUGUGGAAGAAUAAACGUUUUUAGUUAUGGACAAGUUAAAUUAUGUUCCACUGGCUUUAUAACUCAUGUGGUACAAAAUGAGCAAACUGAAUCAACUGAAGCAGAACAUUUAUUAAAAAAUUGCAUUCAGCCUGGUCCUGUGAGUGCCAAAGAAACAUUUGGAAAUAGAACUCGCCAUUCACUUGAGACCCCAAGCAUCAAAGAUUUAACCAGCACUUUAAGUAAAGAAUUUGCUCAAUUGCCCAACGAAAAAUUGUGCAGAACAAAUAUAAGUUAUGGGCUAGGGAACAAACCUAUAGCAACUUACAAAAAUUUUGCUAUUCUUCAGGAAAGCAGUAAAAAAUCACACACAGGUUGCCUAUUACCUGACACGUCCACUUUCUUGUGGUAUACGCAUGUUUCAAAUGGUAGUAAGAGAGCAGAUAAGUUGAUAGGUUCCUCCAGACCCACAGUCCACAAGAAGCUAAGCUUAAAUUCACAACUAGGAUCUUUAGAGAAGUUUAAGAGGCAAUAUGGGAAAGUUAAAAAUCCCCUGAAUACGGAAGUGGAGGAAAAUAAUAAUUUUGAAAUCACUACCAAUCUCAGUCCUCAAGUUGAACCUGACAUGCCACAGAGAGACAAAAACCACUUAGACAAUUCUGAUAUUUGUGAAAUCACUACUAUGAAACAUAAUGAUUCAAAUAGUCAUUGUCAACCAGUAAGUCACACCCUUUAUUCAGAAAAGUUUCCAUUUUCCGAGGAAGAAGACUGUUUGGAACCACAGAUGCCUUGCUUAAGAGAAAGUCCUAUAACUCUAAAUGAGUUAUCACAUUUUAACAGAAAAUCAUUGGAUGUUGAGAAGUCACCCGAAUCACUAGCCUCUAAAUUAUCCAGAAUGAAAGGUUCUGAAAGAGAGACUCAAACAGUGGAGAGGAUGAGUCAUCUUGAACUUCCACAGUCAGAUUCCAGUAGGAAAGGCAGUGACUUGUGCAGUGGGUUAUCCCUAGAUUCUUGUAAGUUACUUAAAAACGAGCAUAAAAAAACAGAGAGUGUUAUCAUCCCAAUGUCAGACACUGUCACGCAGGAUAAUUCUUUCAAUAAAGAUAGUGAAACAUAUUCUAAGAACAAUACAACAGAGAACUCUGUGAUAUCAGAAACUCCUUUGGUAUUACCCUAUAAUAAUCCUGCAGUUAUCAGUGAAGACUCUGAUGUACUUAUAGCUUCAGAACAAUGGAUAGGAAGUCCUAACUCUCCCAGUAGAAUGUUAAUGAGUCUCAUGGACGAUUCCACAGCCAACCCCAGUGGAACUUGUUUUCAGAAUGAGGAAUCUAUAGCAAGAACUUGUUCUGCAAAUGAAGAGUCAAGCACAUGUUCUUUGGAUUGGCAGCAGCACUUUGAUGUUGCCUUGGGAAGAAUGGUUUACAUCAACAAAAUAACUGGACUUAGCACAUUCACUGCUCCUACUGAGGACACUCGAGCUGCUUGUACUAAGGACCUGACAACUGUGGCUGUGGAUGUCCUACUUGAGAAUGGAUCUCAAUACAGGUGUCAUCCUUUUAGAAGCGACCUUGUUCUUCCUUUCCUCCCUAGAGCUCGGGAAGAGAGGACUGGGAUGAGACAGAAUAACAGAGAUACUGCGGAUGAUGCUGUUGGUAGUGAAUCACUUCAGUCUUUGUUCUCAGAAUGGGACAAUCCAGUAUUUGCCCGUUAUCCAGAGGUUGCCGUUGAUGUAAGCAGUGGUCAGGCAGAGAGCCUAGCAGUUAAAAUUCACAACAUCUUGUAUCCUUAUCGUUUCACCAAAGAAAUGAUUCAUUCGAUGCAGACUUCACUUUCUACUCUUAACCCAUUCAUCUUCCUCCCAAUAGAUUCCUAUGAGAAGCAACAGCCACAAGGUUCUGGUCGGAAAAAAUUAUUGUCUUCCACGAUAAGUCCUCCACUAGAGAUACCAGUGACCGAGGAGCAAAGGAGACUCUUAUGGUGUUACCACGAAAAUCUGGAAGAUUUGGGCCUUGAAAUUAUAUUUCCAGACACUAGUGACUCUCUGGUCCUUGUAGGAAAAGUACCACUCUGCAUUGUAGAAAGAGAAGCCAAUGAACUUCGAAGAGGAAGGUCUACUGUGACCAAGAGUAUCGUAGAGGAACUUAUUCGAGAACAAGUGGAGCUACUCCAGACCACAGGAGGCAUCCAAGGGACUUUGCCACUGACUGUCCAGAAGGUGUUGGCAUCCCAAGCCUGCCAUGGGGCCAUUAAGUUUAAUGAUGGCCUGAGCGUAGAGGAGAGCUAUCGCCUUAUUGAAGCUCUGUCCUGCUGCCAGCUGCCAUUUCAGUGUGCUCAUGGGAGACCUUCCAUGCUGCCAUUGGCUGACAUAGACCACUUGGAGCAGGAAAAACAGACUAAACCCAAUCUUGCAAAACUUCUUAAAAUGGCCCAGGCCUGGCGUGUCUUUGGAAAAGCCGGAGGAUGUGAUCCAAGACAAAGCCUGCAGGCAUCCAUGCCUCCUUGUGAGCCACCAUGAGAACAGGAUUAUGGUCCGUAAGGAGCCAAAGGGAUGCUAACUGUACGCCUCUGGGCAGACAGCAUGAAGAGCAGGCACUGGCAGAGCUUUAACUGAAUCAGCCUGUGCACAUGAGCAAUAUACCAUAAGUCCUGCUGGAGCAGAGGAUCCCGCUAGUCGAGGAGCCAGAUGGAAUUCAAGCUUGAAGACAGCUCAUUCAUCUGAAUCCAUGGGCACUGGAGGUUGCCCUAUAAUAUCUAUUUUUUUGUAACUUAUUUAGGGAUAAAAUGUGAUGAUUAAUUGUC
Molecule: messenger RNA, 4682 nt
Organism: Hipposideros armiger (great roundleaf bat)
Lineage: Eukaryota; Metazoa; Chordata; Mammalia; Chiroptera; Hipposideridae
Gene: MLH3
Product: mutL homolog 3
Exons: 11
Coding region: 127-4398 (1423 amino acids)
Biological process (GO): mismatch repair
Cellular component (GO): mismatch repair complex
Molecular function (GO): ATP binding; ATP hydrolysis activity; mismatched DNA binding
Source: RefSeq, a predicted model, not a curated record